Messenger RNA from Sardina pilchardus (European sardine), 909 nucleotides. RefSeq lists its product as uncharacterized. The record is from RefSeq and is a predicted model, not a curated record. NCBI's taxonomy places the organism in Eukaryota, Metazoa, Chordata, Actinopteri, Clupeiformes, Clupeidae. The coding region runs from base 1 to 909 and encodes 302 amino acids. The transcript is spliced from 5 exons.
AUGGAUGAGGAUGAGGAUGCUGGUUCAUGUAUGAAAGAUGUGUUCAAGAAAGUGCUGACUUUGUACAUACACGAGACAACGAAGAAGGAGAAGGAAGAUAGUAGUGAAAGUAGCUGGAGUUCUUCAGAGGCCUUUAGUCUGCCCUUAGAGAGCAUUAAGAAGCUCUCCAGUGAGGAAUUUCAAGUGAAAGCCAAUGAACUGGUGAAUGAGCUGCUGUUUCCAUCAUGCCCAAGCAAAGCGGUUGGCCCAGAGGACUUCAUCCAGGGAACACCAAGCUCCAGCAGCUGUCUGGCGAAGACUGCAUAUGAAAGCUGCUCUGGAGACUCUACCUGUUCGUCUCAUACUCUGAGUGUAACAGUAGACUUGUUGAAAGACCGAGUGGUGAACCAGGUGAUGGAAGCAGUUUCAUCAGUUGCAGAUGGUGAAAACCAAGUUGUAAAGAACACAAGGUCUUCAACUGCCGAGAGCAUCCAAGCCGUUGGUGUAUCCUCAGAGUAUGGUGUGAAUCGUUCUGUCAAGGAUGUCGCCUGCUCCACCAGUUCUUUGGGGUUGAUCAUUGGCUUACACACUGAUUCAGCAAAUAGACUAGGAGAGCCAAAGAGCAAAGCAAAAACAGAAGUGAAGAUCUGCAUCAAACCCAAAAUAAAGACUCUGAGGGUCAACAAGAAGUAUAUAUCUAAGACAAAUGUAGUGGGUCCAGUGAAGUUUGAGGCCAAUGCAAGUGCAAGGAAGCUGCAAGGAAAUGAUAUACGGCAGGGGACAGCAGGUCAGAGCAGCGAGGCACAAACGUCCACAUCCCAGACAGAAAAGGGCUCUGAGGGGAAAUCCAAGAAACGGAACAUUUUUGCCAGAUUCUUUUCAUCCGUCUCCAAGUCUGUGCGGAAAUGCUGUGUGUGCAGCAGAACCUAA